UCAGGGCCUGCUGAGGUCUGAUUCAGUGAAAAGGCUCUUCAAACUCAGUGAUUUGCUCUUUCACAGCAGUUUUAUGUCAACAUCAUGGCAUCCAUUUAUGGAGACAUCAUGAAAAUAGACACCACUGGUGCAUCAGAGGCAACAGCAAAACAAGACAAAUUAACCAUAAAGGGGGUUGAAGCCUCCAAAAAACUGGCUGAGCAUGAUCUGGCCCGGAUGGAGAAAUACAAGAGUAUGAUCACCAAAGUUGGCAGAGCAAAGAAGAUGGACUCGGCUGUGAUUGCUGCCAUCAUAUCCAGAGGGUCCAGAGCUGGAGCCGUUCUGAAGGACGGGUGGGGCGACCAUGGCAAUGGCUUUGGCCUCAUGCAGGUCAACAAACGCUACCACACUCCAGUUGGUGCAUGGGACAGUGAGCAACAUGUCGCACAAGCUAUAGAGAUACUCAUUGGUUUCAUUAAAGAAAUUAAAGUAAAUUUUCCCAAGUGGACACAAGAGCAAUGCUUUAAAGGGGGAAUUGCAGCCUACAACAAAGGUGUAAAAAGAGUGAUUUCCUAUGAGACUAUCGAUGCCAAAACCACAGGACUAGACUACUCCAAUGAUGUUGUUGCCAGAGCCCAGUGGUUCAAAAGCAAGGGUUACUGAAACAGCAGUUUUCUAGAUGCUACAUACAGUGUAUCAACUUUACUUGAUUACUCCUUAUUAUUGAAGUUACUGUAUUAGUAUCACUUAAAUAUAACAUAUAGGUUGCUAAUACAAUCCCUUUAAUUGUAUAGUAUUGUAUUGUAUUGUAUUGUAACAACUUUAUUUUUAUAUCUUUAGUUUCUGUGUCUUUUUAUUCAGUAUCUUUUGUAAGUAACUUCUAAUAUCAUUGCAUAUGAUAUGAUGAAAUAAACGUUUUUCACUUUAAUUGUCCGUCUUAUCAACAGUCAUGCCAUUUUCACAUUAAAA
Messenger RNA from Labeo rohita (rohu), 948 nucleotides. Its product is annotated as lysozyme g. Gene Ontology annotation, molecular function: lysozyme activity. The transcript is spliced from 5 exons. Gene Ontology annotation, cellular component: extracellular region. Gene Ontology annotation, biological process: peptidoglycan catabolic process; defense response to Gram-positive bacterium. The record is from RefSeq and is a predicted model, not a curated record. The coding region runs from base 85 to 642 and encodes 185 amino acids. NCBI's taxonomy places the organism in Eukaryota, Metazoa, Chordata, Actinopteri, Cypriniformes, Cyprinidae.